GCAUCAUGGGCUGCGCUACUAGCGCGAGUGUGACGCACGACGACUUGGAAGACGCCAGCCUCACCCGUGUCGUCUUCACGGAUGCUGCUGGACGAGAGUUAGUCGAGCAUUCCGCUCCAUUCAAGGAGGGCCUUCGACGCUUCAAUUCCAUGCGAAUCAGCGACGGUGAUGCCAGCGCUUUUGGAAUUAACGUCCCUCUGGCAAGUACCCAUAAUCGCCAUGUGAGGCGGCUCGACAAGUUCUUGGCGGAGGUAGAGCAGAACCCGAGGAUGCUCGAGAAGAGAGUGCGGCAACGUCCGCUCUUGAAAGUUGCCAAGGAGAUCUCCGAGCAGAGCAUGUCGGACGUCAGCACAGACGUGUCCAAUUUUGCUUCGAGCCCUGCAGAACAGGAAAUGAUAUGCUUUCGG
Messenger RNA from Symbiodinium sp. CCMP2456, 407 nucleotides. NCBI's taxonomy places the organism in Eukaryota, Dinophyceae, Suessiales, Symbiodiniaceae. The record is from the annotation of a GenBank genome assembly.